Racocetra persica is the source of this 834-nucleotide messenger RNA. The record is from the annotation of a GenBank genome assembly. Lineage: Eukaryota; Fungi; Glomeromycota; Glomeromycetes; Diversisporales; Gigasporaceae.
AUGUCGAAAAAAAAAUUAACCUUAGAAGAUGCUUGCGCAAUUGCUAGAAAUCGGGGUGGACAGUGUCUUUCUACUCAAUAUACUACUAAUAAAGAUCUAUUAUUAUGGUGUUGCUCGAAUAAUCAUGAAUGGCGCGCAUCUCUUAGUCAUAUAAAAUAUAGCAAGUCAUGGUAUCCACAUUGUGCAAAAGUGGCUUGCUAUACUAUUAAGGAUCGUUGUUCAAAUUAUCAUGAAUGGUAUGCACACCUUAAUAAUAUAAAAAAUCAAAAUCAGUGGUGCCCAUAUUGCGCAAACAGAGUUUCCCAUACUAUUGAAGAUGCUAGACAAAUUGCAAUUAAUCGAAAUAGAAAAUGUCUUUUAACAGAAUAUAUUAAUAUAGCUUGUCAUAGUAUCGAGGAUGCUAAAAAAAUUGCAAUUAGUCGAAAUAGAGAUUGCAUAUCUACAAUUUAUUAUAAUAAUCACUUACCUUUACUAUGGCGAUGUGAAAAUAACUAUAUAUUUACUGCUACUCUUAAUGCUAUUAAAAAUCAACACACCUGGUAUCCUUUCUGUUCAAAGAAACAUAAGGAUUUAUGUCGCAAAAUCAUAACAAAAUAUCUUGGUUCACCUUCGCCAAUUCGUAAACCCGAUUUCUUAAAAACUCCAGAAUACCCAACUGGACUAGAACUCGAUAUUUCAUACUAUGAUUACGGCUUUGUGAUUGAAGUGCAAGGUAUACAACAUGAACAUCAAAUCAAAUUCUUUCAUCCAAAUUUUGAAGAUUUCGAGAAACAGCAAACUUGGGAUCAACUCACGGAAGAACUCUGCGAAGAAAAUUGGAUAGCAUUAAGAUAU